Messenger RNA from Pediculus humanus corporis (human body louse), 486 nucleotides. RefSeq lists its product as uncharacterized. The record is from RefSeq and is a predicted model, not a curated record. The coding region runs from base 1 to 486 and encodes 161 amino acids. Lineage: Eukaryota; Metazoa; Arthropoda; Insecta; Psocodea; Pediculidae. The transcript is spliced from 2 exons.
AUGAAGGUGUACCGAUCAAACGACGCACGCACGCACGCACGCACGGAAGACGAGGAACAAGGGCACAAUUGCACAGAGGGAACGAACACGAAGAAAAUAAAAGUCCGGGGAUCGAGCGCAAGAGCGAGACCGAGACCGAGAUCGAGAGCGAGCGCGAGUGCGCAUAAUGCAACAGGGGCACAAUUGCACCGAAGAAACGAACACGAAGAAAAAAAGCCCGGGGAUCGAGACCGAGUGCGCAUAAAUAAAAAUUCGACGUGCGUCGAGAUUCGAUUAGUGCAACAGAGGCACAAUUGCACCGAAGGAACGAACACGAAGAAAAAAGCCCGGGGAUCGAGACCGAGACCGAGAGCGUACGGUAAAAACUCGACGUGCGUCGAGAUUCGAUUAGUGCAACAGGGGCACAAUUGCACCGACGGAACGAACACGAAGAAAAAAAAAGUCCGGGGAUCGAGCGCGAGAGCGAGACCGAGUGCGCAUAAAUAA